AUGGGCGGAGUUCCAUCAAUCCCCACAGACCGGACCCGUACCGUGCAGGUCAUCGGCGCCGGCUACUCCCGCACCGGCACUGUAUCCAUGGCCCUGGCCUUGGAAAAGCUGCUUGGAGGGCCAGUUAUGCAUGGAGGAACGCAGCUGUUUGGUCGAGAAGACGCGUACGUCAAGCUCUGGUGCGACGUCUUUGCCAAUCGCAACAACAAGCCUGUCCUCAUGAAGCUCCUGCGCGAGGCCACAGCUGGCUUUGUCGCUGUGACUGACGCUCCCGCCACCGCCUUCAUCGCCGAACUGGUCGAGCUCUACCCAGAUGCCAAGGUGGUGCUCGUGACACGGGAUCCCGAUCGAUGGUAUAACAGCAUGCAGACGCUGAUAAAGGGUGGCAUUGGUUCCAUGUCGGUGCUCAAGGUGAUUUUGUGGCCUUGUCCUGGGUGGAGGUGGGCGCCGAGAUGGCUGAAACACCUGGAGAAGACUCGCUGCUCUUUUCACGCCGUGAUGCUAAUCUUUUCAGAUUCUAUCCUCAUCCAUAACGAAUGGGUCCGCAACACCGUCCCCAAGGAAAGACUGUUGACCAUGGAACUCAAAGAGGGCUGGGAGCCAUUGGCCAAGUUUCUCGACAAGCCAGUUCCCGAUGAGCCGUUUCCUCAUGCCAAUGAUGGCGAGGCCAUGGAGAAGUUUGCCAAGGGCGUGUUUCGCACUGCUAUAUUGAUUUGGCUGGGCAUCCUGGGGGGCACGAGCUUGCUUGCGUGGGUUGGAGUGGGAGCAUGGAGGAGGUCCUUGAUGGCGGUUUGA
Messenger RNA from Trichoderma virens Gv29-8, 795 nucleotides. RefSeq lists its product as uncharacterized. The record is from RefSeq and is a predicted model, not a curated record. The transcript has 3 exons. Bases 1 to 795 code for a protein of 264 amino acids. NCBI's taxonomy places the organism in Eukaryota, Fungi, Ascomycota, Sordariomycetes, Hypocreales, Hypocreaceae.